Molecule: messenger RNA, 7479 nt
Organism: Bemisia tabaci
Lineage: Eukaryota; Metazoa; Arthropoda; Insecta; Hemiptera; Aleyrodidae
Gene: Cht6
Product: Chitinase 6
Biological process (GO): chitin catabolic process; carbohydrate metabolic process
Cellular component (GO): extracellular region
Molecular function (GO): chitin binding; chitinase activity
Source: RefSeq, a predicted model, not a curated record
GCACCUCGGAUACUUCCAACACGGCGCUCCCCCGUCAGUUUGUUUUCACUCCGAGUGGCUCGGAUUUCGCCCCGCGCUCACGUGUCUUAUCACCGCACUUGUCGUCCCGCUUGUUCUCGUUCCCGUCAACUUUUCGGCAGUGUCGUGUGUUUAUGCUUUCGCCAAAAAACGGAUACUAAGGAUACUUUCCUCUCGAGGUCAAUCCCUUAAACUCGAUUCAUGAGUACCUUCCUAACGACUCAGACCCAUCAUCCUAUUCGAAAAGAUGAGGUGGUUGCAGUUUCUACUCAUACUUGUCUGGACGACUUACAUAGCGCCUCAGAACCAUUCAGUUAGGAAGCGGGCAACGGCAGAUAGCGAGAAGAAAGUAGUAUGUUACUACACCAACUGGAGCGUUUACCGGCCCGGUACCGCCAAGUUCACUCCACAAAAUAUUAAUCCAUACCUGUGCACUCAUCUUAUAUACGCCUUCGGUGGUUUAGACAGGGAGAAUGGACUCAGACCCUACGAUAAAUACCAAGACAUAGAGCAAGGUGGAUAUGCUAAAUUCACCGGUCUCAAAACAUUCAAUAAGAAAUUGAAAACACUUCUGGCCAUCGGUGGUUGGAAUGAGGGAAGUGCAAGGUUUUCACCUCUUGUUGCUGAUGAGGAAAGGAGGAGAGAAUUCGUCAAGAACGUCGUUAAAUUUUUGCGAGUGAAUCAUUUUGAUGGACUCGAUCUGGACUGGGAGUAUCCGUCAUUCCGCGAUGGAGGAAAGCCCAAAGACAGGGAAAACUAUGCGUCCCUUGUUCAAGAACUCCGAGAGGAAUUCGAUAAUGAAUCGGCGAAAACCGGUCGACCACGUCUUUUACUCACAAUGGCCGUUCCUGCGGGUAUUGAAUACAUCAACAAAGGCUACGAUGUAGAAAAAUUAAAUAGAUAUUUAGACUUCAUGAACAUCUUAAGCUACGACUACCACUCUGCAUUUGAACCUGCUGUUAACCAUCACUCUCCUUUGUAUCCUUUGGAAGAGGAGUCUGAGUACAAUUUUGACGCUCAAUUAAGCAUAGACUACACAAUCAAACAUUACUUAAAGUUGGGUGCUGAUAGAGAGAAGUUAGUUCUCGGGAUCCCCACUUACGGAAGGUCUUACACUUUAUUCAACAAAGAUGCAAAUCAGUUAGGAGCUCCUGCAGACGGGCCCGGCGAACAAGGAGAGGCCACUCGAGAGAAGGGAUAUCUAGCGUACUAUGAGAUUUGCAACGGGUUGAAGGAGGACUCGGGCUGGAAACUAGAGCAACCUAAACCCGAAGCUAUGGGACCAUAUGCUUACAAAGGAAAUCAGUGGGUCGGAUACGAUGACGAAGAUAUCGUAAAAUUGAAGGCUCAAUACGUGAAUGAAAAAGGUUUAGGUGGGAUCAUGUUUUGGUCAAUUGAUAAUGACGAUUUCCGCGGUCAGUGCCACAGCCGCCCGUAUCCGUUGAUUGAGGCCGGCAAAGAAGCCUUGUACGGCUCUGCUGGGCCAUCAAAUAAUUUGAUCUCAUCCUUCGAAUCAAAACAAGCCACUCAAGCGCCAUCGACGACCCGAAAAACGAAGCCCAGGCCAAAACUUACAUCAACUCGAACUACUGCAAUCGCAAAAACUACCACUCCUAGUCCCCAGACAACUCCUGAGCCACCGACUACCCCUGACCCGGGCAGUGACUUCAAAUGUAAAGAUGAAGGAUUCUUCCCUCAUCCUCGAGAUUGUAAAAAGUACUUCUGGUGUUUGGACAGCGGGCCGUCUAACCUUGGAAUCGUUGCACAUCAGUUUACUUGCCCAUCAGGUUUAUUCUUCAACAAAGCGGCUGAUUCUUGUGAUUACACACGUAAUGUGUUGUGUAACAAAAAGUCAUCUUCCACUGAGAAAACUACGAGUGCAGCGAGCAAAGUCACAACCGCUCCUUCGAAAAUAACUGGCAGCCGACUGACGACCACAGUCACCACCACCACCACUACAACCACAAAAGCUCCUCCAGUCGAGGAGAUCGAGGAGGAGGAGGAAUAUGCAGACAGUGCAGAAGAAGAUCCCAAAGCUAUUAAGCAGUUGAUUUCCUUGAUUAAAAAAUUAGGAGGUGUUGCAGAGUUAGAGAAGCAAUUGAAUCUGGAGAGUGGCCAUAAUUCAGAUGUUACAACUCCUGCCAUUAGUCGAACUUUGUACAACAAAGUCCUCAACACAGCUACCCCAAGGUAUCAGUCAAAAUUUAGAAACGGUCCAGGACCACAAAAUGAGGGUUUGAAACCCGAUCUGAGCGCUGCGAGUCGAAAAGAAAAACCCCAGUAUGUGACCAUCAGACGAGAAAGACCAUCAACCGAGGAGCCACUCGACAACGAGGAUGAAGAGACCGAGGUAGAGGCACAAAGCCCACAAUACAAAACUAUCGAAAGGUCAAAAAUUGUCGACGACGCCUCGGAGGAGCCAGAGGAAGUGCAGGAAGUCCAGACUCCGAAAUAUUCCAGCAUAUUUCGAAAUCGCAGUCCACCCUCAAAAGAGUCGAAACCGACCUACGUCACCCUUCAAAGGAACCGGAAUACGCAAGUUGCUCCAAGUCCAGUGGAAGAACAAAUAGACGAGGGCCCUGUCCUUGAGUCGACUUCUCCGUCUGCUACUCCAAAGUACGUGACACUGCGUCGACAGAGGCCCCAGUUGUUGGAUCCGGCGUCUGACGACCAAGGCGAGACUCCGGAUAAAAAAAGCAAGUACGAAGUCAGCUCUACGACGACUGACGUGACGGACUCCACUAGCACGAUAAAGCCAAGAGUGAAGGUGAGUGACCCUUCCAGUACAAUGGAGGUAAUUAUUGUAACACCCGAACCAGUUACACCUUCGAGGCUCCCGCCACCAUUAAAGGCUACGCUACCUCCGACAAGCACUUCACCCUCCCUCCCGACGAGCACCACUCCGACCGCAGCCACCACCCCUUCCAACUUCUUCGUACCAUCCACGAGCACAAGAGUCGUCACCACCAUCGUCCAAGCGGCCACCGAAAGACAGGUCGUCCCGGUGAACAAACUGGAGUACUUCUUGGCCAAACACUCUUCCGGCAUCAGGAACCUGCCCAUCAACUCGGAGAUCAUCCACAACGAUGUCCAAAAACUCGACGCCGAGAUCAUAAACAAGCUGAAAAAGUCGCAACCAUCGCACAGGCCGAGCUUCAACGAAAGUAAACCCUCCGAGGGAACUAAAUACAACGGCAUAAAUUUCAAGAGAUACAACAGUCCGGCUAACCGUACCAAACUGGCUGCAAAAUCACCGACGGACUCGACUGAGAGGGAUGCUUUGUUCACGCCUUCGCCGUUCAGAAAAUCGCACAACACCACACAUUUUGAUAACUUCUUGAAGAUGAGACAUAACUCCAGGUAUUUAUCCCUCAACGGCACAACACCUGAGCCCACUGCGGAAACUGCAAGAAAAUUCGUACCAUCCCGCUCUAGGGUAUUCAAGACGACGCCGAUCCCAGCAGAGGACACUUCAGAAUACGGCGAUUCGUCGACUAGGAGGAGGACUACACCGAUCAGCCCGACGUCUACCACCAUCGCGGAUAUAAAGAAGCGCAGAGUGCUGCUCCGAGGGAAACCAAACAGCCCCGAGCUCAUCACCCUACCCACGUCUCUGGAACCAAGGAGUUCCACUCUCCCUCAGGAUCUUCAAACCCAACCGGGGAUCCACAAUUUCCAAUCGAGCGUCGCCUAUUCGAAGCAAGAGAAAAUCAUAGCCGACGAUAAAGAGGGAAAGAUCGAACUCAACGAGGGCAGAAAUUCUCUUCUCUACGACGACAAAAAAUCAUCGACCACGGAUGGUGAAAAUAAAAUCCCCGCCACCCCGGAAUAUGAGUACGUUACUCGAUCGAUCAAGCCGAAGAACUUGAACGACUUUAGUAGAGCACUUGACCCCUACACUAGUCCUUACACCUCUACGCUGGAGGUUACGACUUUCAAACCUCCUCAGAGGGGAAAAAUCCGCGCUCAAGAUUACUUGCAAAAACUCGCCGACGAGUUGGGGACGGAGGUGGAGGAAAACCAAGGCGAGCUCAAAACAGUGUAUUUUGACAAAGACUUUUACGAAGGGAGCUCUAAACCCUCGAUUGAACGGUACAGCCAUGAGUCUCCGCAGCUCAGUAAAGUCAAAAACGCUGCACUCUACUCUACCUCGAGUCCUGUGACCAGGCGCACCAACCCCGAAGAGAACCUUGAUAACGGUAGAAUUAAUUCUAACGUAGAGAAUGAAAAGGGUAAAGUCUAUCGGGGCUCGGUGCGGGCUCACCACUUGCUCCAAGAAGACCAGAAUAUCGAGGAGGAAUACAUCCAAGCAACCACCAAACGUGGUAGCCACUAUGCCAAGGCUUACAGUUCUGGAGCGUCCUCGACUAGGAAGCCGUAUGCCCAAAUCUCUAGAGAUUAUGCCUCGCAAGAAAGUAAUAUCGACAGCGUUGUAAGCACGGAUGCAGUUCGUCAAUCGAAGGAGCAGAAAGAAAGUGAUCGUAAGAUCGUUACUUUGAGGGGAAAGAUUCGCUACGCAACGGAUGAAGAGAAGCCGAAGAAGGCUCGCGGCAAUGUCAUCCAUGCGGAGUAUUUCGAAAACCAAAGGUUCUCGUUCCAACCGACUUCCGAGCCUCCACCGCGACCGAGCCUGGCGUAUCGCGGGGAGGUUAGGGAGGCUCCUAACAACUACCUCCUGACCAACCUCAACAACGGACAGCUGAUUCAUCUCCAGGCGCCUCUGCUGGCCCACUCCUUAUUGGCGGACGAGAAAUUUUUCGAAGACAGUCAGUCCAUUUUGAAUGAGAACAUCGACGACUCGCCAGUCCUGAUUCAGAGCCGCGAGAUCAGCUCCCAUCAUUACGAGAGGCAAACGAGUGACAAAUCCGAGCUUGGAAAUGAUAAUAAGAUCCUGGCUGAGUCGACACCGAACUCGGGGAACGAGAUUCCAACAAUAAGGAACAGGACUCAAUUUAGGCGACCAAAUUCAUCCAUUUUGCGCACGAGAUCAACGGUAAGGCCUACAACGGAGGCUCAAGAAUCGACAACGGAUUUCACGAGAGCUCCCGCUAACAAAUUUUUCAGAAGACGAAAAAUUCAGCCUGAAAUCCAAUCGUCAAUACAGCCACAGUCAACCACGCCAAAAGGUGCAGAAUCAAUCCAUAAUGAAGAAACAAGCACAAUCCGAGGGCGAAAGAUCGAGUUCCCCCGCCGCGUGACGAGCAAACCGACGAACCCCGAACGGAGCGUCCCCGAAUCGGCGACGAUCCAGUUCACCAAUUCGUCCAUCGACUACGAAGACACGCAGGCCGACGGCGGGUCCGUGAGCAACCGGAUCGGCUCGCUGGAGGACCGAGCCCAGGUGGACAAGAUCUCCGACCUGGCCAACGUGGCCGUGGUGGCCAUCCACAACCUGGCCACGGUCGGGCCUCGGAUCCCGGCCGUGCUGACGACGAAAAUCGAGAAGGUGCCUGUGCGUCAACUCAUCGUCACCCAGUCGCCCGUCACGCAACCACCCAUCGUCGUCGCCCCCGUGAAGAAGUACACGCACCGCGGGAAUAUCAAACCGUAUCUUCGGAUCACGACGCCAGCGCCAGCGUCUAUCCCCGCUGCGGCGCCUCCGUUCAAGCUGCAGGACCCUCUCUUCGACUACGACUCGGAGUACUACGCAGAGCCCGUCGACGUGCCAUUGAGCGGGAAGGUCCGCAUACAUAACGACGGGUACAUCGAGUGUCUCGACGUGGGCAACUUUCCGCAUCCCUUCUCCUGCCGCAAGUUCAUCUCCUGCGCCAAGAUGGAGAACGACAACCUCCUCGGCUGGGAGUACACCUGCCCGCGCGGCCUCUCUUUCGACCCCAUCGGCGGCAUGUGCAACUGGUCCGCGGGACUCGGUUGCAAAGAGUGAAACUAGUCUUUUGUUAAUUCUCCUUUUGUUUCUCUUCGUCUCCAGAUUAAGUUCGAGUGCCUUUGUCGAGAGAGUACGGACACUGAACACUGAAAAAAAUGACAUGCUGUUUUGGCAUCUACGAUGUCAAAAAUGUGUCUGGUGAUCCUGAGAUGCCGCCUUGAUUGCCCACGCAGUUGAAUUUGCAUUCACAGGAUGUAGAGUUAACUGCGGGGGCAGUAAAAAUAGCAUCUUGGGAUCACCGGACACAUUUUUGACAUCCCAGAUGCUAAAACGGUAUUUUUUUCAGUGAAGGAACCGACUCUGAUUGGCUCAGCCACUUUACGAAUCAUGUAGUGGCGUUGUGUGAUUUGCGAUGUAUCGAUUGAUCUGCCAUUUAAAUCUAUGGAAAAGGAUCGAUUAACGCGGUGUUCGCAACGGACACCUUGAUAAUCGAUUUUUUACCACAGCUUCAAAUGGAGAGAUAUCAUUUGGACUACAUUAUGCAAUUUGGAGCUAUAAAUUCUGGCCCAGUAUAAAAACAACGUAUGUGCCAUUAGUUUCCCUAUGCACAUAAGUGUUUUUUUUUUUCAGUUGAGCCAGAAUUUAUAGUUCCAAAUUGCACAAUCCAGUCCAACUAUCGAUCAUUCACGCCUCGCCACUGGCCUCAUGGAGCUCGCAGGAUAAGAAAAAUGGCGGAACGUCACUAACUGACGAUUUGACGAUUCAAAAGUGCAGGGCAUUAAAUUGUAUUUGCUUGUAUCGCCAUGAACUUGGCUCAAAUCACACAGUGGCGUAUUCCAUCAAUUUUGAAACCAAUUUUGAGCAUUAAAGUUAGAAGAAAAAUUCAACUUGAGCCUUUACUAUACCAAGUUAUAGCAGGUUAUAAACUUCAAAGAUUGACAACAACCCCCUUUUGCCCGCUUCCACGUAGAAUCGCCGCCAUUUUCGUUUUAUUCUAAGGGUCUUCAUGAGACCCAUUGUGUUUAAACUCUCUCUAUGUAGGCACUCUAUUUUAAGUAAGCUUUUCAACUCUGCCACCGGCUGUAAUGAUUGUUCAACCGAUCCCAAGAACACCUCACGGAGGGAAAUGUGGAAAAGUCUCCGACUAUUGUUCGCUCGCUGACGUUUGUUUUUCAUACUGAAGAGCACUCGUUAUGACUUUUUCCCCAUGCAGUUUAUUCGUGUGACGAAAGCUUGACGUUUAGAUGGCUAAAAUCUCUGGUAUGCAUAUAUACCUGAAUUCGUAGAGAAUCCUGCGGUAAAGUUGCCACUAGAAAAAAAUUUCAGUCCAAAGAAGCUUUUGCUGGCCCCUCUGAAAAACGGUAAGGCAUGCGCAUCUAAGCAGAACGGAAUUGCACUGCUAGCUCAAGCGUUUUAGAUAUUCUAGCCUUCGUUUACCACUGGCUGUAAGACGUUUUUUUUAAAAGGGGUGGGGCGAACGGUUGUCACUUUAAAGAUAUACAGAAUCAAAAAGUCUAUUGACUUUGCUCUCAUAUCUUGAAUUCGUUCAAUAUGAAGAUAAAAAAACUUUUGGGUAUCAUACUGCACGGUUCAAAAUAUCGAUAGCAAGCCAAUAAAUAAUAAUAAAAAAAAAA